GUAUUAACAAGAAGAAGGUCCAUUCAACCCAAUCUACGCUAUUCAUUGUUAGCAGUGUGAUACUCUGUACACUAGAGAAACCAAACGUCAAUAGAUGAUCCUUUGUGAAGCAUCUGUGUUCAGUCCAAAGCCUGAACCUGAACUUCCCAUUCCUUUACAGUUUCUCGUUCCACAGAUGCAGCCUGACCUGAUGAGUUUCCAACAUGUUCUGUUUUCACUUUGGCCAUGGGUUAAUUUGCACAGUAAUGGGUAGCUUGUGCAUAAAUGAGACAUUGUGUGCAGGCCGCAAGACAGGAGACAUCAAAAACCUGUGAUCAAUGGGGUCACUGGAAAUAACGGACCUGCAGUUGAGUAAUAUCACCAUGGCAACCAAGGCCCUGAGGGAACACUUUAUACUUUAUACUUUAGGUAUAAGCCCACCAGAUCAGGAGAUGGAAGAUGAUGUUAAAAGCAACUAAUCAGGAAACUUCUUGUCUUGGAUUGGUCAAGUAGUAAUAACUACAUUUUGGGUGUUUAAAGACUUAUUCAGAAAGUCAGAAGGCAUGGGAUCCAGGGAAGUUUGGCCAGGUGGAUUCAGAAUUGGCUUGCCUGUAGAAGGCAGAGGGUCGUGGUGGAGGGUGUACAUUCAGAUUGGAGGGUAGUGACUAGUGGUGUCCCACGAGGAUCUGUUCUGGGACCUCUACUUUUUGUGAUUUUUAUUAACGACCUGGAUGUGGAGUUAGAAGGGUGGGUUGGCAAGUUUGCAGAUGACACAAAGGUUGGUGGUGUUGUAGAUAGUGUAGAGGAUUGUCGAAGAUUGCAGAGAGACAUUGAUAGGACGCAGAAGUGGGCUGAGAAGUGGCAGAUGGAGUUCAACCUGGAGAAGUGUGAGGUGGUACACUUUGGAAGGACAAACUCCAAGGCAAAGUAUAAAGUAAAUGGCAGGAUACUUGGUAGUGUGGAGGAGCAGAGGGAUCUGGGGGUACAUUUCCACAGAUCCCUGAAAGUUGCCUCAUAGGUAGAUAGGGUAGUUAAGAAAGCUUAUGGGGUGUUAGCUUUCAUAACUCGAGGGAUAGAGUUUAAGAGACGCGAUGUAAUGAUGCAGCUCUAUAAAACUCUAGUUAGGCCACAUUUGGAGUACUGUGUCCAGUUCUGGUCGCCUCACUAUAGGAAGGAUGUGGAAGCAUUGGAAAGGGUACAGAGGAGAUUUACCAGGAUGCUGCCUGGUUUAGAGAGUAUGGAUUAUGAUCAGAGAUUAAGGGAGCUAGGGCUUUACUCUUUGGAGGGAAGGAGGAUGAGAGGAGACAUGAUAGAGGUGUACAAGAUAUUAAGAGGAAUAGACAGUGAACAGCCAGCACCUCUUCCCCAGGGCACUACUGCUCAGUACAAGAGGACAUGGCUUUAAGGUAAGGGGAGGGAAGUUCAAGGGGGAUAUUAGAGGAAGGUUGGUGCGUGGAAUGCACUGCCUGAGUCAGUGGUGGAGGCAGAUACACUAGUGUAGUUUAAGAGACUACUAGACAGGUAUAUGGAGGAAUUUAAGGUAGGGGGGUUAUAUGGGAGGCAGGGUUUGAGGGUCGGCACAACAUUGUGGGCCGAAGGGCCUUUACUGUGCUGUACUGUUCUAUGUCUAUGUCUAUGUAAAACUGGGAGCUCCAAUGCACAGGACCACAAGAGAGGUGGACUCAGCCAGUUCUGUCCUGGGUACAGUUCUCCCCAUUACUGAGGACAUCUAUAAGAGGUGACAUCUCAGAAAGGCAACAUCUAUAAGGGACACCCCCGCCCCCAAACCAGGUCAUGAGUUCUUUUCAAUGCUGACAUCAGGAAGGAGGUACAGGAGCCUGAACACUCACAUCUCAACCUUCAACAUCAGGUUCUUGAACACAUCUGAUAGACUAACUUUACAUUUUACUCAAUUUGCACAAAUGUCAUUAUAUUUAUUUCAUUGUGUAAGUUAUGUAUAAUUUGUUACUUUAAGUUUGCAAUUUAUGCUUGUCAAAAGACCCAAGACAAAGGAGCACCGAGUCUGCCCGCCAUUUGGCCCACUGAAUCUGCUCUGUCCUUCCUUUGUGGUUGAUUUAACAUCCUCUCAACCCCAUUAUCCUGCUUUUUCCCUAUAAACUUUGACGCCGUUAAUAACAAGAACCAACCCCCAUUUUAAAUAUAUCUACGUACUCUAUUGUACAGCAGCAAAAAGCUAAUUUUCAAGGCAAGUAUAACGACAAUUUCUUUUGACAAUAGACUUGAACUUGAAAAUAUGUUGUGCUUUGUACAGACAAGGAGAGCGAGGACCACAGCAGUGAGGUAAACAGGCCUCCUCCUUCCUCAAGGUGAAAGUUUGAUGAAAUAUAUGCCUGCUUGAAUUGAUAAUAGAAGUAUCUCACUUUCUCCACUACACAGAUCCCUCAAACAGAUCAGAUGUUGGGAGUAGCAAGAGUGGAGCACCAUGGGAGGAGUGUGGGACAGGUGGCACAGGAGAAGUGUGAGCAAUGGGAGGUUGUGCAGGUGCAGACGCACCCAGCCCUGAGGUAACCAUGGACAAACUUAUACACGUCCUCCUGCUCCUCCUGAACACAGGAUUCCUCUCUGCCUGUCCCAAAAAAUGUUCCUGCUAUUCUAAAGCAGUUGACUGCCGCAGUGUCUCUCUGCUGAAUUUUCCACCUGACAUUGACCAUGGAACAGAAACAUUAUACCUGGAUGAAAACUCUUUGAUCAGAAUCCCUCAGAAUGCUUUUAAAAACCUCACAAACCUAAGCUACCUUGGUUUAUCAAGAAAUCGCCUCCUCCUUCACAACUACACGUUUGAUUUUCUGCUUGAACUCCAAGCUUUGGACUUGUCUGCCAACCACCUGUUGGAGAUACAAGUGGACCUGUUUGGAAACCUUCCACAGCUCACCUGGUUAAACCUGGCCAAUAACAAAUUUAAUACUCUCCCUGUGAUGUGGCGUCAUGAGAAACUGACUUACUUAGAUUUAUCCAACAAUGAACUCACGGUGCUCCAGAGAACAUUCAACAACUUCCCUCGGCUGGACACCCUGCUUCUCAACAAUAACAGACUGCAAACACUCCCAUCAACACUGUUCCACCCAUUACAUCUCCUCGAUGUUCUGGACUUGUCCAACAAUCAGCUGAGCUCCCUGCCUCUCCAACUCUUCAAGAGCCAACGCAAUCUGACUGAUCUGCGUCUGGACAACAACAAGUUAAAGAAUUUCAUGGUAUCUUUGUUCAGCCAUCAGGGUAACUUACAGUACCUAACCACCUCUGGGAACCUCAUUACUAGUCUCUCACCUCCUAUAUUUGCUAACUUGACCAAACUAUUGAUGCUGGACUUAUCCAACAACUCAUUGACCUGUCUACCAAAAAACCUCAUCUCUGGUCUGGAAGCACUGCAAACAUUGAAGGUCUCUGAUAAUCUUAUUAAUGAACUGAAGAGUGAAACAUUCAGACAUAACCCUAACCUAAUAUUCCUACACCUGGACAACAACCAGCUCAGCAGCCUUCCAGUAUUUGAAGGACUAACACAUCUGGAAGAGCUGACUUGUUCCUUUAAUAAGCUCAUUGGCUUUCCAAGAGGAUUUGCUGAGAAUCUCCUACAGUUGAAGUGUCUGCUGGUCACCAACAACCUCAUUAGCCAAUGGGACCCUGAGAUAUUCCAAAAUAUUACCUCGGUCCUCCUGAGGGACAAUCCAGUCUGUUUCAAGGCAGUGGCAGCACCUGUCCAAUCCACACAUAUCGACUGCAGGAAGAAGCAGUGCUCCUCAGUGUGAGACUGAAAUAACUUAGUUAAAGAUGUCAGUGAUUUACUAAUGCGUGGAACUUACUGGGCAGGCACUAACUGGUGAGAUUUAAGAGAAGUUAUUAAAUUCCAUCCAUAUACUGUAUAGAUUCAGUUUAAAAAAAAAUUCACAAAUCCUUUUGGUUGGUGCGGCAUGGUACCAUGGUGUUUAGCUUAACUCCUUACCGUGCCAGUGAUCAGAAGAUUGGGGUUCAAUUCCCACAGUCCUCUGUAAGGAGUUUGUACGUUUUCACUGUGACCACAUGCAUUUCCUCCAAGUGAUCUGGCUUCUUCCCACAUUCCAAAGACACAGGGGUUAGAUGUUGUGGACAUGCUAUGUUGGCACCGGAAGUAUGCUUACACGUGGGCUGUCCCCAGCACAUCCUCACACUGUACUGGUCAUUGACAAAACAAUUCAACAAUGUUUCGAUAUAUUCCGUCAACCAACUCAUUUGAUUAGAGAUAUAAUUUGGUUACAAAGGCUGCAUGGGACAGUGGGGGCAACUACAGCAAAACCUUAUGUUCAUGGGUCACCUUCAUGGGAGGGCCAGGGAUCACAUUUAGGGGCAGUGAGGCCAGUGACCCUGGGCUGUGAGCUAAAUUUUAGAAAACAAGAGUGAAAGGUUUGACACAAUGAACUCAGAGACCAUGUAGAUCUGGGGAUGAUCAGAAAAUCUGAAACGAAAGAGCCAGGAAGUUGAGGAUGGCUGGAGCACACAUGGUACAAAGGGUCAUCCACACCUUCACUUCUAAAGCCUUUCCAUUUUAGGGUCUGACCAAGGGGGAAAGAGUUCUGAUGGUUCCAGGGUCCCAGAAGAGGGGAAAUAGUGAAGAUGGCAAAUAGCUUCAUAGGGGGAGGGAACUUGGGGGUCAGGUGGUCAGGGGAGGGAAUGAUGGGAGGAAGCUGAUGGUCAGUGGGGAAGGAGCCAGAGGUUGGUGGAGAGAUACUGAGGAAGACCCAUCAUGGGGCUGAAGGCUUUAUGUAAAGUUCCUGCCUCAACCCCCAUGGUUUGGCACUGAGGGAUGGGUCAGGGCUUUCUGCAUUGGGAACUAUUUCUUGCACUGUAUUGCUGCCACAAAACAGCAAACUUCACAUUAUCUGAGUCAGUAAUGCUGAACCAGAUUCUGGUUCUGACAGACUUCCAUUGCUGACUUCAUUAGGCUUACUUUGUGAUGAAAUACUGCACGUCGCUCCUGCACACAAUGCUGCGGAACGAGAAAGGUAUGAACUCGGCACUGCUGUGACCUUUUAUCUCCCUCCCUGAUGAUCAUGGGCCCUGAGUCAAUCCAGGAGGGUCAGUACUCUGAGGGUUUGUCAACAGCAGGUCAAUUCCUGCCCAAAGCCAGAGGCUCAGAGCCACACAACACAGGAGCAGACCCUUCGGCCCAACUUGUCCAUGUUGACCAAGUUAUCCUUCUAAGCUAGUUUCAUUUGCCUGUCCAUAUUCCCUCUAAUCCUGUCCUGCUCACGUAUCUGUCCAAGUGUCUUCUAAACAUUGUAAUUAUAACCACUCUGGCAGCUUUUCACCCUUUGUGUGAAAAAUUUACCCAUUGGAUCCCUUUAACUCUUUUCCCUCUCACUUUAAACCUCUGCCCUCUAGUUUUAAACUCCCCUAGCCCGUGUCUCAUUGUGUGGAUCAGACUGCAAUAUACCAAGCGCCAUUGAAUUUCUGAGCACAAGCAACAGUUCACUGACUCUGCAUGGCAACCACUGGUUCACUGGAACCUAUUUAAAGUCAACAGCUCCUUACAGAUACAAAGAUAGAGGCAGGAAAGUUGUUUCUAUUGCUAUGUGAGACUAGAACUAAAGGACGUAGUCUCAAGAUUUCGAGGAGUGGAAUUAGGAUAAAGCUACCAAAUUAAAUUUA
Molecule: messenger RNA, 5619 nt
Organism: Hypanus sabinus (Atlantic stingray)
Lineage: Eukaryota; Metazoa; Chordata; Chondrichthyes; Myliobatiformes; Dasyatidae
Product: leucine-rich repeat-containing protein 15-like
Exons: 2
Coding region: 2466-3743 (425 amino acids)
Molecular function (GO): protein binding
Source: RefSeq, a predicted model, not a curated record